This is a messenger RNA of Psammomys obesus (fat sand rat), 2377 nucleotides long. RefSeq names its product procollagen C-endopeptidase enhancer (gene Pcolce). Lineage: Eukaryota; Metazoa; Chordata; Mammalia; Rodentia; Muridae. The coding region runs from base 906 to 2318 and encodes 470 amino acids. The transcript has 9 exons. Gene Ontology annotation, molecular function: protein binding. The record is from RefSeq and is a predicted model, not a curated record.
UCAAGUGCCACACCCCAGCUCACCUUCUGCUUCUCACUCCAGAAGCCUCCCUUCAGCCCGUCUGAGGUGAGGUCAGGCCUGGUCUGGUGUGACAGAGCCUCGCUGUGUGGUCCGGCCUGACCUCUUUAAUCGCACUGACCCCACAUCCAGAGAGCUAGGAUUCCAGUGUGCUGCCCCACACCUGCACCAGACCAGUGGUCUAACCCUCACCGGGGGUACCUCGCCCCUAGCCCUCGGCCCCGUGAGAUCUGGCCCUGUUCUCUCCCUCCUGGCCUCCACGCCCGGUCUCCUGCCCAAGGACAGGGCUACUCCAGGUCCCCAUUAACUCUCCUCCUAUACCUUACAAUAGUUGGAAGAGAAAAUCAGGGGUCAGAACGCCCCUUCCUUGGCCUGAUCUGGUCCUUGUUAAAGGGAAAGCCAUGAUUAUGUGCAGAAGAUCCUGGGUAAGGCUUGCAGGCCUGUACUCCCAGCACUUGGGAAGCUGAGGCAGGAGGAUGGAAAGCUCCGGCUAGCCAGGGCUUCACAGCAAGACUUCCAGAAAUGAGCUGUGGGAUGGUGGACGGCCAAACGGCUCAAGGACAGCCCCCUGGAUGCUGAGAGUGACAGGUGAAGAGGUCCAGGCCUCCUGAGGGCCACACAAAAGACCCCGUCCUUAGGCCCAGGACAGUGGAUUGCGAUGACGUCACGCGUUGCUCCCAGGGUUCUUCGGUCACUUGAUCUAUGUCCACGACCUAGAGAGGCCCCGUAGGGACUCAACACCAUCCCAGCUGUCUCCCUGUCCCGCCUCCCCUGCCGCCCGCCCAGUUGGCCGGUCCCCACGCCCACACACCCAGGGCUGCCUCAGCUGGUACCGAUUAUCCUGCUGCUGCUGCUGCUGCUGCUGCUUCCAGCACUCCCCCUGCACAAUGCUGCCUGCAGCCCUUGCCUCCCUUCUGGGGCCAUUCCUUGUGGCCUGGGUGCUGCCUCCUGCCGGGGCCCAGACGCCCAACUACACCAGGCCUGUGUUCCUGUGUGGAGGUGACGUGACCGGGGAGUCGGGUUACGUGGGAAGUGAGGGUUUCCCUAACCUCUACCCCCCAAAUAAGAAGUGCAUCUGGACAAUAACGGUGCCUGAGGGCCAGACUGUGUCCCUGUCCUUCCGGGUCUUCGAUAUGGAGCUCCACCCUUCCUGCCGCUAUGAUGCUCUGGAGGUCUUUGCUGGCUCUGGGACCUCAGGCCAGAGACUUGGCCGCUUCUGCGGCACCUUCAGGCCUGCACCUGUAGUCGCCCCCGGCAACCAGGUGACUUUAAGGAUGACCACGGACGAGGGCACCGGGGGCCGAGGCUUCCUGCUCUGGUACAGCGGUCGGGCCACGUCAGGCGCCGAGCACCAGUUUUGCGGGGGGCGGAUGGAGAAGGCACAGGGAACCCUGACCACGCCCAACUGGCCUGAGUCGGAUUACCCCCCGGGCAUCAGCUGCUCCUGGCACAUCAUUGCACCCUCAAACCAGGUGGUCACGCUCACCUUCGGGAAGUUUGACGUGGAGCCGGACACGUACUGCCGCUACGACUCCGUCAGUGUGUUCAACGGGGCUGUGAGCGACGACGCCAAGAGGCUGGGGAAAUUUUGCGGAGACAAGGCCCCCAGCCCCAUCAUCUCCGAAGGGAAUGAGCUCCUGGUCCAGUUUGUAUCGGAUCUCAGUGUCACUGCAGACGGCUUCUCAGCCACCUAUAGAACCCUGCCACGGGACGCCGUGGGGAAGGAGCCAGCCCCCAGCCCAGGGGAGGAUGGCCAGGGUGCUCCUCACGGCGGGACUGCCAAGUUGCCUAACACAGGAACUUGGCCAAAAGUCAAAGCACCCACCAAACUGAAACCCCAACCUGCAGAGAAACCAGAGGCCUCUCCUGAGACCCAGGCAGCGCCAGAGGCCCCGGACGGCCCCAGCAUCACCUGCCCGAAGCAGUACAAGCGGUCAGGCACCCUGCAGAGCAACUUCUGUGCCAGCAGUCUGGUGGUGACUGGAACCGUGAAAAGCAUGGUCCGAGGCCCGGGGGAGGGCCUCACUGUCACCGUCACUCUCCUGGGUGUCUACAAAUCUGGAGGCCUGGACCUGCCCUCUCCACCCAGUGACACCCCCCUGAAGCUCCAUGUGCCCUGCAGGCAGAUGCCCCCCAUGAAGAAAGGAGCCAGUUACCUGCUGAUGGGCCAGGUGGAAGGACACAGAGGCCCCACUCUUCCUCCAGAGAGCUUCGUGGUUCCCUACAGGCCCAACCAGGAUCAGAUCCUCAGCAACCUAAGCAGGAGAAAGUGCCCCGCCCAGCCCAGGCCAGCCGCCUGAGGCCAAGCCAGACCCAGCCUCGGAGGCGCCCUCACCCAAAUAAAUGUUUCUCAACUCGG